Messenger RNA from Trypanosoma rangeli, 477 nucleotides. RefSeq lists its product as uncharacterized. The coding region runs from base 1 to 477 and encodes 158 amino acids. The record is from RefSeq and is a predicted model, not a curated record. Lineage: Eukaryota; Euglenozoa; Kinetoplastea; Trypanosomatida; Trypanosomatidae. The transcript has a single exon.
AUGGCGCUGCGUUGUUCUCGGGACUUCCGCAGGUACGGGCGGAGCGCCAUUAAAAAUCACAGGCACCCGACGAGUUGCCUCGUCACGGGCGUGGCUUCGGGCGGUGGGGGAACGUUUUGCUUCUUCCGGCAGCGGGGGGUGUCGAGUUGGCGGGGGCGCCGUUGCAGCGCUCUUGCGGCCCUUUCCUCACACAGGCGGAUUAUCCUGCUUUGUCGACAUGCGCUGAGCGUCUGGCUCAACACAUUGGUGUCUGCACAGGAACUGCCGCGUUGCAGGGUGACGCCAGUUAAGGGGGGGGGGGGGGGGGGCUUGGUGCAGCAAUCGGGCAUGAUAUUGCGCCCUAUUUGGUGCCUACGGUGUGGAUGUGCGUGUUUUUUUUACAUGCGCGCGAUCGCAGAGCAUCCCCGCGGAUGGCGCGUGGCGGGGUCGAAUGGGAUUCGAUCCCGAACGAGCAGUGAGUCUCGGGACUUUGUUUGA